Molecule: messenger RNA, 3421 nt
Organism: Marmota flaviventris (yellow-bellied marmot)
Lineage: Eukaryota; Metazoa; Chordata; Mammalia; Rodentia; Sciuridae
Gene: Nolc1
Product: nucleolar and coiled-body phosphoprotein 1
Cellular component (GO): nucleolus; nucleoplasm
Molecular function (GO): protein binding
Source: RefSeq, a predicted model, not a curated record
CCCCGUAGAGUUCCUGAGUUCCUGAGGCGUGCUGCGUCGGCAACGGUAGUGACGCGCUUUGCCGGGAGAAUGGCGGACUCCAGCAUGCGCCGCGUGAUUCCCAGCGACCUGUAUCCCCUAGUGCUAGGCUUUCUGCGUGAUAACCAACUCUCGGAGGUGGCAAAUAAGUUCGCCAAAGCGACAGGCGCUACACAGCAAGAUGCCAAUGCCUCUUCCCUCUUGGACAUCUAUAGCUUCUGGCUGAACAGGUCAACCAAGGCCCCAAAGCGGAAGUUACAGACAAAUGGACCAGUGACGAAGAAGGCUAAGAAGAAGAGCUCAUCCAGUGACAGCAGUGAGGACAGCAGUGAGGAGGAAGAGAAGAAAGUUCAAGGGCCUCCAGCUAAGAGGGCUGCUGUACCUGGCAAGCGGGCCAGUCUGCCUCAGCGUCCUGGAAAGGCUGUGGCCAAAGCUUCAGAGAGUAGCAGUAGUGAAGAAUCCAGUGAUGAUGAUGAGGAGGAGGAAGAGGAAGACAAAAAGAAAAAGGCUCCCCAGAAGGGAGUUAAACCCCAAGUCAAGGCAGCCAGAGCUGCUCUUAAGAAAGCCAGGAACUCUGAGUCGGAUUCUGACUCAAGCUCAGAGGAUGAGGCACCAAAGAACCAGAAGACAAAGACAACACCUGUGGCAGUGAAAACUCAGGCAAAAGCCCCACCCAAACCAGGCAUACCAACUCGAGUAGAUCCUAAAGUAACCAAUGGCAAAGCAGUCAGCAGCAGUAGCAGCAGCAGCAGCAGCAGUAGCAGUGAUGACUCAGAGGAGGAGAAGGCAACAGCCAUCACCAAGAAGACUGUACUUAAAAAGCAAGUUGUAGCCAAAGUCCCAGUGAAAACAGCUGUCACCCCUGCACAGAAGAGCUCUAGCAGUGAAGAUUCCUCCAGUGAGGAGGAAGAGGAGGAGAAAAAACCCAUUAAGAAAAAAACAGGUCCCUACAGUUCAGUCCCCCCACCUUCUGCUCCACCACUGAAGAAAUCCCUGGGUACCCAGCCACCCAAGAAAGCUGUGGAGAAGGUACAGCCUGUGGAAAGCAGUGAAGACAGUAGUGAUGAAUCUGAUUCAAGUUCUGAAGAAGAGAAGAAACCCCCAGCUAAGGCAGUCAUCUCCAAAGCAACCACAAAACCAAAUCCAGCAAAAAAGGCAGGAGGAAGCUCUUCAGAUAGCUCAGACACUGACAGCUCUGAGAAUGAAGCUCCUGCCCAGCCAGCUAGUACCAUCAAGAAUUCCAAAAGUAAGCCAGCUGCCACUCUCAAGCCACCUGUGGCUAAGCCAGCUACAAAUACUAAGCAACCUGCAGGCAGUGGCCAGAAGCCUCUGACCAGAAAGGCGGAUAGUAGUUCCAGUGAGGAGGAGAGCAGUUCCAGUGAGGAGGACAAUACAGAGAAGACUGUGAUCACCCCUAAGUCCAAGGUGACUGCCAAAACAGCACCAUCUCUCCUUGCUAAACAGGCUCCUCAGAAUGGUGGGGACAGCUCUGAUUCAGACAGUUCCAGCAGUGAGGAGGAAGAGGAGAAGACAUCUAAAUCCCCAGUUAAGAAGAAGCCCCAGAAGGCAGCAGGAGCUAUAACGCCUUCUAAGACAGCCUCUGUAAAGAAAGUCAAGGCUGAGAGCAGCAGUAGCUCUUCUUCUGAUGACUCCAGUGAGGAAGAGGAAGAAAAACCCAAGAGCAAGGGCACUCCUAAACAACAAGCCCUCAAGGCCAAUGGCACCUCAGCAUUGACUGCCCAGAAUGGAAAAUUAGGCAAGGACAGUGAGGAAGAAGAGGAGGAAGAGAAGAAAAAGGCAACAGUGGCAGUUUCCAAGCCAGGUUCAGGAAAGAAACGGAAGCAGAAUGGGGCAACCAAGGAGACAGCAACUCCUGAAGCCAAGAAGAUUAAGCUUCAGACUCCUAAUACAUUUCCGAAAAGGAAGAAAGGAGAAAAAAGAUCAUCUUCCCCAUUCCGAAGGGUCAGAGAGGAAGAAAUUGAGGUGGAUUCACGAGUGGCAGAUAACUCCUUUGAUGCCAAGCGAGGCGCAGCUGGAGACUGGGGGGAGCGAGCCAAUCAGGUUUUGAAGUUCACCAAAGGCAAAUCCUUCCGGCAUGAGAAAACCAAGAAGAAACGGGGCAGCUACCGGGGAGGUUCUAUUUCUGUCCAGGUCAAUUCUGUCAAGUUUGACAGUGAGUGACCUGGGGUCACCUUAGGUAAAACAAGGAUGAUGAUGGGAAGCCACUCAUCUUCUCAAGUGGACCUGGAAACCCUCAGCACUGUUAGUGGAGGGUCUUGGUGAGGACAGAAGGUUAGAGUAGGUCCUAAGACUUUGCAACAUUAACGUCCUCUCUGGUCCUUUUCUUUGUUCCUAGUUUUGUACAGAUUUGUUUUUGAGUGUUGAGUAUCAGGGACAACGUAAGAAGAAUGUUGUUUUUUUAAGAAAAUCAUUUUAGUUGUUCCAGUCUUCCUGUUCUGUGGAAGUCCUCAUACUAAGAAAUUUGUACAUUUUAUAUUAAAUCAUUUCUUAUUGAUUUUUGUUGUGAUUUUCAGAGGUGAUUUCCCACGGAUAAAAUCUUAAUUAUUGCUUAAGACAUGGUAAAAGGUCACAUGAAUUUUUAUAAUUGAAGACUUCUGCCCAUGUGAGUGUACAUGACCACAUUCACCCCUACUUUCCUCAGAGCCCUAGUAAGGGGAAUUUAAAGAAUGGUUAAUGUAUAUGUAUAGUCUGUUGAGCAUGCAUUUUAGUUCAUUCUCAUUCAUGUGUCUGGGACUGAAGCUUUCAGCCAGCAUGGACCUACCCAAUAUUUUGGGAUAAAAUUCACUGUUCUGUUACAGGCAGAAUUUUAGUGUGGUGUGAAUGCCAUGGAUCAAUUUAAAUAUUAUGUUUUCUGUGAUUUUUGUCGUUUGCAAUACAUUUGUUUUUUGUUUGAAAGCAAACUUUUGUAUGAUUGAACGGUAUUUUUCAACAACUUGACCCUUACUAAUGUUAUACAAAGUGGAGGACUACAUCUUCUCCUGUUUUUACAUUGUUGAAAAAAAAAAUCACAUGAAUUUUAUGUGAAAAGCACAUUUUACUUGGUAUUUUUGCCUUGGUAGCAGUGGUGACCCAGAAUUGAUUUAAUUCAUUCCUACAUGGUGGAGAAUUACCGAUCAAGAAUGUUGAAAAAAAAAAAAAAACUGUGAUUAAAAACCUCAGUCCUCAGUACAGGUAGAUUACAUCAGGUGAACCCAGAGGCAACCUUUAUAUGUUCUCACAUAGGUGGAAAAGAACCGUUGCAAAACAGAUGAUCUGAUAAAAUUAAGUAGAGUGGGAUUGGGAAAUCCUAAUAGAUUACUGUGUCUUCAUGUUGGUACAUAGGAGCAACUGAUUUGUUCAGUUCAGAAACUUAACACUGAAGUUAAUAAAAAAUCGGUGAGCA